Messenger RNA from Mangifera indica (mango), 1663 nucleotides. Its product is annotated as homogentisate phytyltransferase 1, chloroplastic-like. The transcript is spliced from 13 exons. The record is from RefSeq and is a predicted model, not a curated record. The coding region runs from base 211 to 1410 and encodes 399 amino acids. Gene Ontology annotation, cellular component: membrane. Lineage: Eukaryota; Viridiplantae; Streptophyta; Magnoliopsida; Sapindales; Anacardiaceae. Gene Ontology annotation, molecular function: prenyltransferase activity.
UCGAACUGCCGACUUGACAGCAACAAUAGAGAAAAAAAAAAGGCUUACACGCUUGCUAUACUGGUUAAUGCGACAAGAAUUUUUCUCUCUCUCACUAUCAAGAGCGUAUUUAAAAGACUUGAAUUUUUAAGUUUUAAGCCCCACUGGCGCUGAAGAAAGUUACCAUUUUUCUUUGAUUUGCUGUAGCAAGUUGCAGUUUUUCUCACUCCCAUGGAGACUCUUCUUCUUGUGUUCUCUCCUGUUUCUCCUUUGGUUUCCUCCGGUGGAAGCAGUUCUUGCUGGAGUAAAAAUUUGAAGGCAGGUCAUUUUCCAAGUUCUAGUGUCAGAGUCCAAGUUUCAAGGCCCAAUUCAUGGAGCAUCUUGGAAAACUCUCGUGUUAGAGGAAUAGGGCCUCAAUCAACCUUCAACCAGAGUAAUAAUUCUAAGUUUCUGGCAAAUGCAGCCUCAGGUAACCCUCUUGAUUGUGAGCCUGAAGCUUAUAAACCCAAGAGCAGUUCAGACUCUGUUACAAAAGCCGUAGAUGCCUUUUACAGGUUUUCAAGGCCUCACACAGUCAUAGGCACAGCAUUAAGCAUUGUAUCAGUUGCCCUCCUUGCAGUUGAAAAGCUUUCAGAUAUUUCUCCAUUGUUUUUCACUGGAGUUUUGGAGGCUGUUGCUGCUGCACUCAUGAUGAAUAUUUAUAUUGUUGGUUUGAAUCAAUUGUCAGACAUUGAGAUAGACAAGGUCAACAAGCCUUAUCUUCCUUUAGCAUCAGGGGAAUAUUCUUUCAAAACUGGUGUGCUGAUUGUUUCAUCCUUUUCCAUCAUGAGUUUUUGGCUUGGAUGGAUUGUUGGUUCAUGGCCAUUGUUUUGGGCUCUUUUCAUCAGUUUUGUACUCGGAACUGCAUAUUCAAUCAAUUUGCCCCUAUUGAGAUGGAAAAGGUCUGCAGUGGUUGCGGCAAUGUGCAUCCUAGCAGUUCGAGCAGUAAUAGUUCAACUUGCUUUUUAUCUUCACAUGCAGACUCAUGUGUAUGGAAGACCAGCCAUGUUUUCAAGGGCUCUAAUCUUUGCAACUGCAUUCAUGAGCUUCUUCUCAGUUGUUAUAGCACUAUUUAAGGAUAUACCUGAUAUUGAAGGAGAUAAAAUAUUUGGAAUCCGAUCUUUUACAGUACGGUUAGGUCAAGAGCGGGUGUUUUGGACUUGUAUCUCUCUACUACAAAUGGCUUAUGGUGUUGCAAUUUUAGUCGGAGCAACAUCUUCCUAUGUUUGGAGCAAAAUCAUCACUGUUUUGUGUCAUGGCAUCAUGGCUUUGAUACUGUGGCAACGUGCCAAAUCCAUAGAUUUAAAGAGCAAAAGUGCAAUAACUUCCUGUUAUAUGUUCAUCUGGAAGCUGUUUUAUGCAGAGUAUUUGCUGAUACCAUUUGUAAGAUAAGUGAGCAGAGGAAGAUUAACUUGCAAUCCAAGGACUUUUUAUUAAUUUGUAUGUAGUUUAUCUUCUUGAAUCUUGACCCACCAAUGAGACAUCUAUAAUUUCUAUGCUCUUGAGCAAUAUAACAUCUUUGGUGUACCUCAUUACAAAUGAGUUUAGUUUGAUUACAUGUAUGUAUGUAAUGUCUCAACAGUGAAGUUACUGAUAUGCUUGUGCCAAAGAUAUUUAAUAGUUCAGGAACGAACCAUUUCAACCA